Molecule: messenger RNA, 1062 nt
Organism: Acipenser ruthenus (sterlet)
Lineage: Eukaryota; Metazoa; Chordata; Actinopteri; Acipenseriformes; Acipenseridae
Product: cofilin-1-like
Exons: 5
Coding region: 549-893 (114 amino acids)
Biological process (GO): cell motility; actin filament severing; actin filament fragmentation
Cellular component (GO): actin cortical patch; actin cytoskeleton; cytoplasm
Molecular function (GO): actin filament binding
Source: RefSeq, a predicted model, not a curated record
AAAACACAUCUGUGACGUCGCGGUUCUGUCUGCUCGAGGACAGCGCGGGAGCGGCGAGCGACGAGGAGCGUCAAACGAGGGACGAUUUAAAACCAACAUUACACGCUUUUUCUGACUGAAUUCGGCGUCUCCGGGGUCGUGUUGAAUUUCGGUCGAAACCUUUCUUGCCAGACAGGUACUUCAAAGAAGACUGAGGGAGGCAUACGUUCUAAAUUUCCCAUUAUUGAAAAUCACCAUCUGAGCUUGUGAAAAACGAACCCGAUGCCCAACUCUGAGCUUCUGAAAAACGAACCUGAUGCCCAACUCUGAGCUUCUGAAAAAUGAACCUGAUGCCCAACUCUGAGCUUCUGAAAAACAAACGCGACGCCCAACUCUGGGCUUCUGAAAAACAAACACGACGCCCGACUCUGAGCUUCUGAAAAACAAACGUAACGCCCGACUGAGCUUCUGAAAAACGUCCCUGACGCCCGACUGAGCUUCUGAAAAACAAACACGACGCCAGACUCCGAGCUUCUGAAAAACGUCCCCGAUCCCCGGUUCUAAUUUCCAUGCAGGAAGGCAAAAAGAAGAAGAGGAAGAAGGCGGUGCUGUUCUGCCUGAUCGACGACAAGAAGAACAUCAUCCUGGAGGAAGGGAAGGAGAUCCUGGUGGGAGACGUGGGGGAGAGCGUGGACGACCCCUACCUGACCUUCGUCAAGAUGCUGCCCGACGACGACUGCCGCUACGCGCUCUACGACGCCACGUAUGAGACCAAGGAGACCAAGAAGCAGGACCUGGUCUUCAUCUUCUGGGCCCCAGAAAACGCCCCCCUGAAGAGUGAAAUGAUCUACGCCAGCUCGAAGGAUGCCAUUAAAAAGAAAUUUACAGUUAAACCAAACACACAACCUAGGUGAAUCGUUGGCGUGUUAGUGUUGAUUUGAUGGGGCUGCAAGUCCAUACCUGAACUUUUUUAUUUUUUUAGGGAGAAGACUGUCCAGGAUUCAGUUACUUGUCUUCUGUGAUUCAUAGCUAAGGCAUUAGGAAAUUAGGACAACUGUAAGUAGACAAAUAAAUACAUUUUAU